Amphimedon queenslandica is the source of this 1524-nucleotide messenger RNA. RefSeq names its product scavenger receptor cysteine-rich domain superfamily protein-like. The record is from RefSeq and is a predicted model, not a curated record. The transcript has 8 exons. Bases 33 to 1442 code for a protein of 469 amino acids. Gene Ontology annotation, cellular component: membrane. NCBI's taxonomy places the organism in Eukaryota, Metazoa, Porifera, Demospongiae, Haplosclerida, Niphatidae.
CAUAUGGUGUAUUGGUAUAUGAUGAUUUAUCAAUGAGUGCUCAUGACGUCAACUGUACUGGAAACGAAGAUACAAUAUUUCAAUGUCCACUUCAUCUCAGUCCUAAAGGGACCUCAUAUACCCAGUGUAGCUCUCAAUGGCCUGCUGGUAUCAUAUGCCAAACUGCAGAUACUUUAUAUGCUAACUGCAGUCAUGGUGAAGUGAGGCUAGUAGAUGGUCCCUCUCCUCUUGAAGGAAGAGUUGAAGUUUGCAUUCACAAUACUUGGGGGACUGUGUGUGAUUCUGGCUGGGACACAAUGGAUGCUAACGUAAUCUGUCAUCAACUAGGACAUCAGAAAUAUGGUGCAAAGCCAGUGUAUUGGUCUGCUUAUGGUAAAGGCUCUUAUCCUCUCUCUUUGGCUGGUCUUGCUUGUAACGGAGAGGAGAGCAAUCUCUUGAACUGCAGCAGAAAUUACUACUCACUUCUACUGUCUUGUAAUAGAGAGGCUGCUGGUGCCAAGUGUGAAAGACUCUGUGACGAGCUAUCAGUUCGUAUCAUUGGUACUCCAUACGCUAACAUGGGACGUGUUGAUUUGUGUAGGAACAGGAUUUGGCAUAGAGUUUGCUCAUUUCCUCAUGAAGCAGGCUCUGUAGUGUGUAGACAACUAGGCUACUCACCACAUGGUGUUGUUGUUAUCAAGGAGAGGUUUUCUGCCCCAUUGAUACCAUCAUAUAGAGCUAAUAUUUACUGUCCAAGUAGCAAGAACAUCAGCUCAAUGGAAGAAUGUGAAUUUGCUGAAGCCGGAGAUGUCCAAGCAUGCAUUGGAGACACUGACUAUGGAGUAAUCUGCCAAGGGGCCGAUACUGUUUAUUCUAAUUGCAGUCAUGGUGAGGUUAGGUUGACUGGCGGUCGUACCCUGACACAAGGAAGGAUAGAGAUCUGUAUUGAUGGAGUAUGGGGCACUGUCUGUGAUAGAGGAUGGGACACUAUUGAUGCUAAUAUUGUGUGUGCUCAACUAGGACUCUAUCCUUCAGGAGCUAGACCACGUUAUGGUGCUUUCUACGGUCAAGGAUCAGGUCCAAUCUUUUUAUCUGGUUUGAAGUGUACUGGUACUGAGAGUAAUUUAUUAAACUGCAGUAGAGAUGUAUUGGAUGCUGAAUAUUGCAGACACUAUGAAGAUGCUGGUGUAGCCUGUCAAGGGUCAUAUCCAGUUAUACCUAGUCGCAGGUUUGGAUCGAUAUUUGGUGGAGAACUACUAUUUGUGUCUGGACCUAUCUUUGAAUUGAAUGAUAUUACAAAGUGUCAGUUUGGUACUCUUGCGACUGACGGGGUCUACCUGACCGAGACCCAGUGUCUCUGUGUAGUACCACCGGCACAUGAUAUUGGGUUGACUGAUCUUAGGAUCACAAUUAAGAGGAGUGAGGCUACUCUCAGUGGAAUAACGCAAUACAGAUACAGUUAGUGACAUACUCAAUGUAUUAGCUUGCAAAUAUUGCAUUCUUUUGCUAGCAACGUGUUUGAGUUACUUCAUGUUUGAUGGUCCU